AAGAAAGAGACGACGAUAGGACACAAAUUAUUUUAUUACAAAAGUAAUCAGGUUAAAUAAAUUACUGAAAAGAAAGUAUUAAGGAAAGAUUGUCGAAAGGUGUGAGUAAAGUUCAAAGGUAUUAACUUAAUUGGAUAUUUGGUGUUUUUGGUAUGACGAUAUUGGAUCAAAUAAAAUGAGUGACGACGCAAGUGAUAAUCAACAAAGUAACGGUUCAACCUCCACAUCUACACCACCUCCGCAACAGGAUAGCAAUGGCAAUAUACUGGAGAAGAUGCAACAACAUGUUCGAACUAAUAAAGUCGACGUAGCUAUGUGGGCUACUCGCAUGCUUACAGUUCUUUUCACAAUAAGCUACGUGGUACCGAUAAUAAGUAAUCAACAAAGCUCAUUCAAUAAAGUAUUGCUUUCAAAUGCAGCAACGUCGGCUCUACGUCUACAUCAACGUUUGCCUUCGUUCGCAUUUACGAGAGAAUUUUUGGCACGUCUUUUUAUUGAAGAUUCUUGCCACUACCUUAUGUUUUCGCUAAUAUUCUUCAAUGUCCAACCUACACUUCUAAUUCUCAUUCCAAUUGUUUUAUUCGCUGUGUUGCAUGCAUCUAGUUAUUCAUUGAAAUUACUGGACAUCAUUGGCCAAAAUUCCUGGUGGGGAGCAAGGUUUUUGAUUUCGCUGGUUGAGUUUCAAGCGAGUAAUAUUUUGAAAGCAGCGGCCUUCGCGGAGAUUUUCAUAAUGCCUUUGGCUGUAGUUUUCACUUUCAGAGGAAAAGCCGGUCUUAUGACUCCAAUUGUUUACUACCAUUUCUUGGUCAUGCGUUAUAGCUCCAGGCGCAACCCCUACACCCGAAACGCUUUCACAGAGCUGCGUGUAAAGGCGGAUGCAUUGGCAGCUGCAUCACCUGCCAUUGUAGGAAAAGUCAUACACAGUAUAAUAGCUUUUGUGAACCGUUUAGCGCCGCAGCAGCAACCGGAACAGCCAGCAGCAGCCCAAUAAGCCUUAUGAUUUGUCAAGGUCUUGUUUCCAAAUAGUUUUCUUUUUAAUGAUACUUCAAUAUUUUGUUGCCUAUUUCAAUAUAAAAAAGACGGUAAUAUUUUAAUCUUAAAAAAAAAAUAAUCGAUUCUACGUUAAGUACUUUAAGAAGUAAAAGCGUCUGAAAAUUACGACGUCAAUAUUUUUGCCUUUAAGGGUUAUAUGAAUAACAACAAACAAGAAUUCUAUAAAAUGCAAGGCUCAUUGAACAGGUAGCAGCAGAAGACAACAAACACAAAGUCAACAAUGUGUUUUGUUUUGUUUUCUGGUCCCUAAAAUGACCAAAAUUUAUAAACAAAGAUUAGCAGUUUAGAAAGCAAAUAAAUAGAAAAAUUAAAUCAGCUGCUCAACUGAUACUACUUAGCUCAAUGUGCCUUGAUAAUAUGAAAACUUAGAAUGAAAAUUUAAAUAUGACCUUCAGUUUUCAAUUGUAUGACAUUGUAUCAUAUUGUAAGGUAUUACGUAACAGGUAUUUGAAGUUCAAGUUUUUUUUUUCUUGAAACUCUUAUUUUGAAUUUUUUUGUGUAAGCACUGGUGUUAAUGUGCAAUUAUGUGGCAGCUAUUUACAGAAAUUAAUUUGAAUAAAUUAUUAAACAAUUUUGUGUCGUGGGAACAAUAAAA
This is a messenger RNA of Anastrepha obliqua, 1648 nucleotides long. It is a transcript of the gene Kr-h2, whose product is annotated as Krueppel homolog 2. The record is from RefSeq and is a predicted model, not a curated record. The transcript is spliced from 5 exons. Bases 176 to 991 code for a protein of 271 amino acids. Gene Ontology annotation, cellular component: endoplasmic reticulum; membrane. NCBI's taxonomy places the organism in Eukaryota, Metazoa, Arthropoda, Insecta, Diptera, Tephritidae. Gene Ontology annotation, biological process: endoplasmic reticulum tubular network organization; membrane organization.